AUGAAGACGGCCAUCCGGUCGUGGGGCAAGUAUGUGCCGUGGCCCGUGGUUCAGCUAAUGAUGCGCAAGGACGCGGAGGCGAAUAUUGAGGUCUCCGAACGCCAGGUGACGAUGUUCUUCUCAGACAUCGCCAGUUUCACUACCAUCGUUGAAAGCCUGCCACCAAAGAGCUCGCUGCUGCUGCUCAGCCGGUACUUUCAGGAGAUGUCCAAAAUUGUUGAUGCCCAUGGAGGGAUCGUCGUCGAAUUCAUAGGCGACGCCAUCCUUUGCAUCUAUGGCGCUCCAGUGGUGAACGACAGCCACCCAACCGUCGCAGUGCGGGCAGCAGCCCAUACCUCGGUCGAGAUGCUCCAGGCAAUGGGUAGCAUCAACGCCUGGUUGGAUCGACGAUCGCUACCCAGGAUUUCCAUCCGAUGCGGAGUUCACACUGGCAAGGUGCUCGUUGGAAACAUGGGCAUGCAGUCACGGAUCAAGUAUGGCAUUGUGGGUGAUGAGUGCAGCAUGCCCGGUCGGCUAGAAGAGCUCAACAAGACCUACGGCACGCAGUUGCUGGUCUCUGAGACGACCCACACUGACAUGGAAAUUGAGGGUUUCGUGUCGCGUCCCAUUGACUUCAUCCGACGCUCCGCAGAGGAAGGUGGCGAGCAACGCGAGACCGAACAGAUUUUCGAGGUUUGGAAGGCCAACCGGCGGCCCUCCAAG
This is a messenger RNA of Symbiodinium pilosum, 702 nucleotides long. The record is from the annotation of a GenBank genome assembly. Lineage: Eukaryota; Dinophyceae; Suessiales; Symbiodiniaceae.